AUGUCCAAGGCGGAUCGUCGGCGUCUCGUGGCUGCGAGCGACAGCGCGAGCGACUCAGAUGUAGAAGCCGCAGAAGAGCUCUCUGAGGACGACAAACCGCUGAGCUCCAUCAUUCAGACAAAGAAGCGCAAGACCAGAGUGCAGGGUCCACGGCAGCCUAAGAAAACCUCAAAAGAAACCGAAACAACAAGCGCUGCGGCAUGA
Molecule: messenger RNA, 204 nt
Organism: Phytophthora infestans T30-4
Lineage: Eukaryota; Oomycota; Peronosporomycetes; Peronosporales; Peronosporaceae
Exons: 2
Coding region: 1-204 (67 amino acids)
Source: RefSeq, a predicted model, not a curated record